Molecule: messenger RNA, 1008 nt
Organism: Aureobasidium pullulans EXF-150
Lineage: Eukaryota; Fungi; Ascomycota; Dothideomycetes; Dothideales; Saccotheciaceae
Product: PIG-P-domain-containing protein
Exons: 1
Coding region: 1-1008 (335 amino acids)
Source: RefSeq, a predicted model, not a curated record
AUGUCGUUUCGACCACCGGCAAGUCCGGUGCCGGUCGGAUUCUAUUCACGGUCAACACCAAAUCUGCCGACGUUGAGCUCAUUGACAACCAAGGAGCGAGAAAACGAGGGCGGCGCACCAUCAACCUUGACCUCUCCGUCCGAGGCAGCAUCGAUUGAGGACUUCUCCCUGGAUGCUCCUGCCUCGAUCGAUUCCGGCAGCGAAGAUGAAGAUGGCGAUUCAAUGCCAUCGCCGCCACGAUCCAUGUAUCAACACAAGCAGUCGCAGUCGCAUACAUAUCUUGGCCCAGCGACUUUCGCUCCUCCCUUCUACAACCGUCCUCCCACCCCACUACCUCCCAGUCCGUCAUUGACGAGUCUGCUACGACCGACCUUCAGCACACAAGCUUCGCGCCCUACGACGCCAGAUCCAAGUAGUGACGAAGGCACAAGCCAGACUCCCAACAGUGCCGCAGCAACCACCCUCACCACCUCCUUUCGUACUGCAAAACCCAUCCCUCGCGCCUCGCCAAAGGUUCCCACCUACGAGUACUACGGCUUUACCUUAUACCUUACCUCUACUCUCGGCUUCGGUAUCUACUUGCUCUGGAGCUAUCUGCCGUCGCCCUUUCUGCAUCAACUGGGCAUCUACUACUAUCCGAACCGCUGGUGGAGUCUGGCUAUCCCUGCUUGGCUAGUCAUGCUAGUUGUGUGGAUAUACGUCGCAUUGGCUUCAUAUAACACCGGCUACCUCACCCUCAAGAUGCAUGCCGUGGAAUGCCUGGUUGACGAUGCUGCGAAUAUCGCCGUCGUGGACGGAAAGGGAAACAUUAUACGUAAAGAUGAUGAAGGGAGGUGGAAAUCACAUCGAAGAGAUAACAGCGCCGGGAGGAACAUGCCGCCGAAGGAUUUGCAGUGGAACACACUAUGGAACGAAGGCACUGAUGCUGUUAUGGAUGUGCCCAUUGGAGGCGUGUGUGAAAUCCUAUAUGGCAGGGGAGACGAUAAUGACGACGACGAUGAGGAAUGA